Molecule: messenger RNA, 3907 nt
Organism: Anarrhichthys ocellatus (wolf-eel)
Lineage: Eukaryota; Metazoa; Chordata; Actinopteri; Perciformes; Anarhichadidae
Gene: bbs2
Product: Bardet-Biedl syndrome 2
Exons: 17
Coding region: 540-2678 (712 amino acids)
Biological process (GO): non-motile cilium assembly
Cellular component (GO): ciliary basal body; neuron projection; BBSome
Molecular function (GO): protein binding
Source: RefSeq, a predicted model, not a curated record
GUACAACGUUACGGUUUCCCAAGUGAUCUUCGUUUGUUUUACUAUCGUCAACAGAUCGAGUGGUUUCCGGCAACAUUGAAGCCAGCGAUGUUAACGUUAGCCGCUAGCUAGCUAGUUAGGUACUUUGCUAGGCUUGCAAGGCAAUGAAGGCAAAAAUUGGCGAUUUUAAUUUCCUGCCAAGGAUUAAAAUCGUAUUUGUGAUUGAAACGGAUAUUACAAUUUGUUCUAAAGUCACACGUGGUGACUUUUUGUUGUAUAAUUGAGAUUCUUGAACAGACAGGAGAUUAACAGAUGAAAAGCUUUAGCGUGCCACUCUUUGUUGCUAGGCAACGGAGUUCUCCGCUGGGUGUCCGAUGGUAAAGCCUGUAAUUACAUUAGUGGAGCAAAAACACGCAUCGUCGUGACUUGAUCGUAUGCACCAUGCAACCUAUUUAGCUCAUGCGCUUGAUUUCCCAUAUUACGAACCGAAAAGAAGAUAAAUAAUAAAGUGCCUCUGUCUGUCUCUUCUGGGCUCUUGUCAGGAUAUACAGUAGUUCACCAUGUUGGUCCCGAUAUUCACACUGAAGCUCAACCACAAGAUUAACCCUCGCAUGGUGACUGUUGGGAAGUUUGAUGGAGUCCACCCAUGCCUUACUGCAGCCACACAGGCUGGAAAGGUUUUUAUCCAUAACCCUCAUGCUCGUGGUCAGAGACCUGUGGCCCACCGCCUCAGCCAGAGCGCACAAGACUCUGACAUCUCACUCCUCAACAUCAACCAGGCAGUCACAUGUCUGACGGCAGGAACGCUGGGACCAAACACCACGGGGGACACGCUGUUGGUGGGAUCACAGACCAACCUGCUGGCCUAUGAUGUCCAUGACAAUGCUGAUAUUUUCUACAGAGAGGUGACGGAUGGGGCCAACGCUAUUGUGUUGGGGCACCUCGGGGACAAACCGAGUCCUCUGGCCAUCAUUGGAGGGAACUGCGCUUUACAAGGCUUUGACCAUGCUGGCAAUGACCACUUUUGGACGGUGACUGGUGAUAAUGUCAGAUCUCUGGUACUAUGUGACUUUACUGGCGAUGGAAAAAAUGAGCUUCUGGUCGGCUCAGAGGACUUUGACAUCAGAGUAUUCAAAGAGGACGAGCUUGUGUCUGAGAUGAGUGAGAACGAGACAGUAACGUCACUGUGCCAUAUGCAUGACAGCAGGUUUGGCUAUGCCCUGGCCAAUGGCACUGUGGGAGUUUAUGACCGCAGCGCCCGCUACUGGAGGAUUAAGUCCAAGAAUCACGCAAUGAGCAUCCAUGCCUUUGACCUGAAUGCUGACGGGGUGGUGGAGCUUAUCACUGGCUGGUCCAAUGGAAAGAUUGAUGCUCGUAGUGACCGCACAGGCGAGGUCAUUUUUAAAGACAACUUUUCCUCUUCUGUGGCCGGAGUGGUGGAGGGAGAUUACAGGUUGGAUGGACAGAUGCAACUUAUCUGCGCCUCCACAGAGGGAGAAGUCCGUGGUUAUCUGCCAGCCAGUAAAGACCUUAAAGGAAAUCUCAUGGACUCCAGUGCUGAACAAGACCUCAUUAGAGACCUCAGCCAACGCAGACAGAAUCUGCUGCUGGAGCUACGCAACUAUGAAGAGAAUGCCAAGGGUGUGUCAGAGACAAACAGUGGAGUGGGUGUCAUACCAGCCAACACUCAGCUCCAGACAGCGCUGUCAGUGAGGCCUGCUACAGAGGCUCAGAAAGCUCAUGUAGAGCUCAGCAUUUCAACACCAAAUGAAACCAUCAUUCGUGCAGUGCUAAUCUUCGCAGAGGGGAUAUUUGAGGGGGAGAGUCACGUUGUGCACCCCAGCGCUCAGAACCUCUCAGGCUGUGUCCGCGUGCCCAUUGUCCCCCCAAAGGAUAUACCAGUAGAUCUGCACAUCAAAGCCUUUGUUGGAGGGAAAACUAGCACCCAAUUCCAUGUGUUUGAAAUCACUCGUCAGCUGCCUCGUUUCUCCAUGUAUGACAUCACAGUUGACUCCUCAGCUGCUCCGCCCACUGGAAGGGUCACCUUCAGCAUCAACGACCGACCACAGAGGGUGGUGAUGUGGCUGAAUCAGAACUUCUUGCUUCCAGAAGGAGUAGACAGCCCCGACAUCACAUUUAAUUCUCUAAGAGGAGGGGGACUGUUGUCCAUCAGUAUGGCCACCAAUGGACAGAUCACUCUGAGAACCGAUGACAUUGACCUGGCAGGAGAUCUGAUCCAAUCACUUGCCUCCUUCCUGGCAAUAGAGGAAUUGUCAGCAGAAGCAGACUUCCCCGGAUACUUUGAGGAGCUACACACCACACUCACUGAGGUGGAUGAGUUCCACUCCGUCCAUCAGAAGUUAACUGCAGCCAUGGCCGACCACUCCAACUACAUCAGGAACAUGCUGGUGCAAGCAGAGGAUGCUCGCCUUAUGGGUGAAAUGACAACUAUGAAGAAGCGUUACAGAGAGCUGUACGAUCUAAACAGGGAUCUGGUCAACGAGUAUAAAAUCCGCUCUAACAACCACAAUGCAUUACUUGCCUGCCUCAAGUCUGUCAACCAGGCCAUACAGCGGGCUGGUAGACUCCGAGUCGGUAAACCCAAGAACCAAGUGAUCUCUGCCUGCCGAGACGCCAUCAAGAGCAAUAACAUCAACGCACUCUUCAGGAUCAUGAAAGCUGGCACUGCAUCCUCCUGAGGGUGGAAGGGGUGGUGGUUUAGGAAUGGACAAAUAGAUUGAAAGUGCAAGCACACCGCAGAACUACUCGGCAAUGUAAUGUUGAGCUUGACCUAUUUCAAGCAUGGCACCAGCAAGGAUUUCCCCCCAGAAUGAUGAGACGAGGACACGAGAAGGGACGCAGUUUGUAGCCUUAAUCUAUCUUUUUGCCUGGCAGCAACAUUUGGUACGAGCUCCAUAAUACCUUUUUACUGUCUGUGAAGACUUGAAAUUCUCCUAGCUCACAGAGAUAAAAUGCUGACUACAGGCUUAGUGCGCUUGAAGGAGCUUGAUUUAGUGCAGUUAAAGCUUAGCUAGAUAGUUUGGAGAGUUCAGCUGGAGCAAAAGAGGUAGUGGAGUGCUUCCCUCGGACUGUUUCUCAGAAGCAAUGGAAGAAAGAUAUUCAAUGAUGCUUCAGAGAAAUUAGUUUUAAUGCAUUAAUCUGACUGCUGUCUGAAACUCAUGCAAAACAAAAGUCUUUUCUUCAGUUCUACUCUCGCAUACACUGUCUGACAGCAUCAGUAGAGUUAAGUGUAAUGCCCUUUGAAUGUGGACGUUUUCCAGGUAGCGUUGCGCAUUUCUCAUGAAAACGUUUAAACUUCAGGAAAGAAUGCAUUUCCACUAAAACACGAGGGUUUGUAGGAAAAUGAGUAUCUGCUGGAUCGGCAGCCUGAAUGUUUGAUUCAGCUGACACAGUGAUGUUUAGAGAGAGCACAGCUGGGGCAAGACGGAGAGCAGCUUCAUUGAAAUCACUGGUGGCCCUUAUGGUUCUGUGUGUUGUGCAAGAAAACUAUUUUAAAUGAACGGAUGUCAGAGGACCAGCGCUGUGUGUUUCACUUGUUUACCUUUUGUAGAUUGUACACAGAGAUUGUAAAUGUAUAAUUGUGUGUGUGGCAGAAACUAUUAUUAAAUAAACUUUUGUUUUAAAAGUAUGUACGUAUUUGCUAUCUUUGGAAACGUUGUGAUCUCUGCUAGAAUUUAAGGUACGGUUCAGCAGGUUUGAACAAAGUUUGGCUGCAGGGCAUGAAAUUUAAAUAAGUGACCCACCAAGUGGUCGUUGCUUGUAUAACAACAGGAAAGAAUUGAGAGGGAAAAUUAUAAUUAAUUGGAAAAAUGGGGCUUCCCAUUUUUUAACAUACAUGUAAACUAUGCUGCAUAUUUCCAGGGGUCUUCCAUUUUAUUUUAACUAUGUAUUCGUCAGUUAAGCUGUA